AAGAAAUCAGCAAAAAUCGCGACGAAAAUAUAACGACGAAUACAGCGAGUACUACGUCAAAGACUUUCCUUUUUCAAUCAAAAACGACCCUCCACCUUACAGUUGGUAAAAAGAAAUGUCGGGUAGUGAGCAAGAAGGCAAAGCAGAGGCCAAAAUGGUUUCCAUUCCGCUGUCAUCUGACGAAGAGACGCCAGGAGGUUAGUGCAUGUAGUAGGCGAACUUAAGACUCGUAAGCUCUUAUUAAGCACUUAAUGCUAGUUGAAAACGGAAUAUCUUAUGAAUGGGAUUCAACCCAUUUCCUCCUCUCACAGUGGUGGGAAAUCUUUUUUAAUUAUGGUAUAUAGAUUCAAACCAUUUUAGUGUCAAAGAUGGCCAGAGUCAAAUUCAAUAUGUCUGUAUAAUUUCCACACAGCCCAAUAAACUCUCCAGUCUCAUGCUAUUCCAAAGAGCAUAACUAAUUGAACAAUACUUGGUGGUUGUAUUUUAGGUACAAGUGGUCAUCAUUCGAGCCUUCAGAGUUAUAGUCAUGCAGGAAGAGAUAUUAGUGUGCUCCAAAGUAAGAUAUAAUUGUCUAUUAUAGAUACAUUGUACACUGUUGUAUCAGGCCUUGGGAAUACUAUUUAAGGUGAUUCCCUAGUAAAGAACCUAACAUCGAUUGUAGAUGAAACUUGGUACACUGAUGUAACAAGUCAAGAAGAUGAUAAAAAGGUAAUAAAAAGUGGGGGUCACCGUGCUCGUUUUGACGUCACAAUGCUGACAAAUACGGCUAUUUUGGACCCUUUGACAAAAACCACCCACAGCCCAAAACUAGACAAAAAGGAAAGAUUUUUUCAAUGAUGCAUGUGGUAUCGCACAGAAUUUGACUUUAAUGUAUUGUUUAUCCACUUACGUACCAGAAAAAUGCCUUUUAAUGCCCUUGUUUUUACUUUACGCUCCUAAGUAGAAUUAAAUUGGACACGCGCUAUUCGACACGUGGUAGCUCAAUCUGUACAAUUUAAUAAAAUUGCCGAAAAACUGAACAUAGAUUUGUGCCAAUUUUUUUUUUCACUGAAAGGUAGCACUGCCCUUAUUAAAAUCAUGAAAUAAAAAAUGAGGGUCACCGUACUCGUUUUUGCGGUAGAGCUGCAGAAAGUGCACACCAAAUGCAUUUUCCUUGAUGUUUGAGAGAGGACUGGGGCGAGUUUCAAAAUAGAAUGUAUGCGAAAGGGGGAAGAAAGUAUUAAAAAAUCUGUUUUUACAGAAUUUACAUCGAGAUAUCACAUUUAGGACACAAUGUGAUAAAGAAAGCGUUUAAAUGAAAAUCAGAGUGAAUAAGCACAAAUUAAACAUCCACUAUUGAGGUUCUCCAUGAGGAAGUCGAACUCAGCAACACGCAUACUGCUUAUGUUUUGCACAUUCCCACCACAUUGAGUCUCACCUCGGCAAGAAACAACCGCAAGCAAAAAUUGCAAUAGCGUUUCUCUUCUGUCAAUUUCAUUUUAAUAAUGUUACUUCACAUGCUCUUUUUUACGGAGGCUAUCUUGUUAUGCGCAGUAAGAGAUACGCAGUGCAAAACCAGGGAAUCACCUUAAGUACCCCUCUUCUCUUCAGGGUAAAGGUAUUGGCUACUAGACCAUCAAAGGGUUUCAUUCAGCAUAUGCUGCCAAAUUAUUUUUAGAGUGGAAUAUCUGCCCAGCUGGUUUUUGAUGGUAUUCAAUGUCAUGCCAUCAAAAACUAAAAUCAAAACUAUUGGAUGCCUGAAGCUACUGUUUUGACAUGUUUAUGGAAUAUUAAUAAAAUAAUAUAUGACCUUGCCAAGUCUCAGGCAGGGUCUCAGGUCUGUGUGAUUCUCCUCUGCUUAGUUAUUCCUCAAAAUGUGUGCAGAACUUUAUAGGGCUUAAGAUGGGUACGCCUUAUUAUUUUUGUGCUCUUCAUUCUCGGAGGGGCACAAAUAUUGCGGCCGAAAGUUAGGCAAGUGACUGAUGUUUACUGUAGUUUUGCCACAAUUUUGUGCAGUUUUCCCCACCUAAACACUUUUUUUAAAAAUUUCACUGUUCAGAAAUGUCAUUUUUACAAAUGUGAUGCUCCCUUAUUUGCAGCUAUUUUACUAUUGUAAGGUGUCAUGACAGUCACAAAAAUGAUAUUAGUUGUUAUAAAACGUACUGUUACAAAAUAAUGCGUCUACAUGUAGGUGAAGUAACAGAUGAGGAAAAGGAUGAGGCAGAUGAGAAAAACCGGCUCAUCACACAAGUACUGGAACUUCAAAACACUUUAGAUGGUGAGUAGUAAAAUACAAAGCUAACUCUUACAGAAUGUAAUAGUAAAUAACACACUGCAAUAUUUAUUUAGGCUGUAGUCAAUGAUCUGUCUAGAUAUACCAUUGACCUUAAAAAAGUGUGGACAUGGACUGUGCAAGGAAAAAGAAUAAUAUUGAUUUAAUUAUUUUGCUAACCAUCACAUUAUUUAAUAUUUAAUUGCAUUUACCUUGUCAUAGACAUUGAUUUACAGUCAUUUAUUGCUCUGAUAUUUUUUGUUGAAUUUAUAGUACCUGCCUAUUAUCCCUAAUUGCUAUUUAUUUAUUUUGCCAAAUGAGAAUAAUACAUUAUUUAAAUCUAUAAAAAAAUGACAAUCCAGCAAGGAGCAUGGAAAAAACUAAGAAGUUCAUAAUGCUUGGGCUCUCUAGAAACGGAAAGGAAGAAGAACUAUUAAAUAAGUGGAGUGAAACAGAAAUUGAAAGACAAGUUUAUCCUAAACCUACAAUAAAAUAGAUAAGAUAAGUCUAUUUCAUAGCAGGUUUGUCAUAAACAAAAUUAAUGUUACAUUAAUUUUCUUUUAGAUUUGUCACAGCGGGUUGAUGCUGUUAAAGAUGAAAAUCUUAAACUCAAAUCAGAAAAUCAGGUACUGAAAGCGCACGUUCCGACAACUUCGUUAAAUUUUGUACCGAUUCAGUGUUUUGAGUUCACCCUUUCUGGUGGUUAUUUCAGAGAUGCUCUAUAUGUCUACUCACCUCUUUCACUCAUAAAAGAGUCAAAACCCAAAAUUUAUUAAUGACUAUACUUCAUAUACUGUAUGAUGAAUAAUAUUUUAUUGCAAUUAAUAAUUCCUCGUUCCCAGGUUCUCUCUCUUACCCCUCUCUCUCUCUCUCUCUCUCUCUCUCUCUCUCUCUCUCUCUUGCUCCGUAGGGACGGGUAAUAGAGAACCCUGGGAUCAAGGUUGGAAUAACAGAUAAAUAAUUAACCCAGUACAUGUAAUGCAAAAGUGCUGCAAGAUAGGUUUUCCAUGAUUAAUGGUCCCAUCACUGGAUUUUGUAAUGUGAAGGGGGCGGGGGGGCACAUUUUAUGUAUUUGGUCCAUUACUGACUCUGAUAUACAACUGUGAAAAAACGUUGUCACUUAAAUUUAUAAACCAUCAACGAUGAGGCUUCAAGAAUUUAUGGAUAUAUAUUCAUUAGCACGGCAAAUUUAAAGUUCUUUCAAAAACUGAUUGCAUUGUGACAAGCUGCUCAUGCGGAUGCAAAUCCUUAGGGUACUUUGUUUAAGGCAUGCUGUUGUCUUUUUGUGUCUUCCAAGAAAGCGUUUAGUGUGUAUGAGCGUUAGCAAAAUGGCUGCGCUCUUCAACUGUAGAGAUCUCUGAUGUGCCCUGCAUACGUAAAGUUGAGAGCUUAUCGCCAAGAAAACUGGAAACCAUUUGAUCUUUUUUGGAAUCCAUCAUCAUGAAAAGAUUUAAUAAUUUUAACUUUUCUGGAGUGAACUUUGAAUUUGCAAUGCUGAUAAAGUUAUACCCAUAAAUCCAUUUUGUCUUCAUUCAUGACCUAUACUUUGCAAGCGAUAGCUUUUCAUUCAGGUGUAUAUAUGGUUACAUAUUAAUGAGAGUUUUAAAAGGUUUUGCUUUAAUUAAAAUUAUUCCCCACUCCCCCUUAGAAAAUAUUAUGUUAUUUUUGUAGUAGAACCCUGAGAUUGUCAAUGUGCUUUUGAGUGAAAAAAUGAAAGAAUUUCGCAUGAAACUGUCACUGUCAAGUGAAAAUCAAGUCUCAUUUCCAUACAAAAUAAGAUGACUAAAUCAAACACAAAGAUCAUAUUGAAAGGUGGAUGACUUAUUUCUAAGUGGGUCUGAAUGUCAUAUUAAGAUGCCAUUACAACUCAGCGAGUGUAUGACAAGUGCUCGCUCAUAAAUCCAUAACAUUCAGAUCCCAUAAACAUCUGUAAGUUAGGGCUUGUUACUCUCCAUAUUACAUACCAGGGUAUCCAAAUAGCAAGCAAUCUGUAAGGCAAGAAUUGACUGUGCAUUCAGCUAUGAAUUAUAUAUUAUGUGCUUCAUACAUGAAGUGUAGAUUGAUGGUCUACUUCCCAGAGUGUAGUCACAGCAAUGGCUUUACAUUACAGUGACAACUUGUACCUGAUGAGCUAACAUGAUCUUUUGUACCUUGUUUAAAUUUUAAUAUUCAAACUAUUUGAUGCAUUUUGGUUAAUAUUAUCGAUCAUUAGGUGCUUGGACAAUACAUAGAGAACCUGAUGUCAGCUUCAAGUGUGUUUCAGCCAGCCAACCCUGAUGGCAAGAAGAGGUGUGCACUGAUCCAUUUAUACAGGCUUCUGAAACAACGUUUCCUAUUAGAAAUAUAUAGAGAAACUGUAUAGAUUGCCACAUAAUAGAACUUUCUGCUGGAUAAUGCAACCACCUGAAAAUUCUGCAUAAUUUCCCUGUCAGAAGGCGUCAAUUAUAAUAAUAAUCAUAACUAUAACAAAAUUGUCAAAUCUGAUUGGCUAUCAACUGCCCUGAAUUCAGCCUUAAUUGGACAGUUUAAUAGGACAGUACGCGUCAUGCCUAAGUAAUUAAUCAGAACGCGCCAUCACGCGCGCGCUUAUAUGGCUUUUUUUUUUCACUACUAGCAAAACAAAAUUUCGAAUUUCUUGUGUUUUGAUGUAAAAAAUAGCCUAUUAUAUUACAAAUUUUGUUAAAAUUAUGAUUAACUGGUAACAGAACUUCGUGUCGUCCAAUUCGGUCUGUAAUCAUACUCGUGAUUAAACAAAUUGGACUCCCGCUACGCGGUCGUCCGAUUUUGUUAAUCACUCGCAUUACUUAUGCCACUGAAACUUGAUGGACACUGUACAAGCAUGUUUUAGGCUGUGUGGCUUUGACCAGUCCAAUAGUAAGAUGCUGACACAAAAUUUUAUGUAAUGUUUUUUAAUCUUGUGAUUCUUGGGCCUAAAUGUUUGAAAAUUAUUAGCACAAAAUCCAGAGGUAGUUUUUGUUACUACCCUUGUGCUCUGUAUAAAAAAAACCAGGGCUAAAGCUAACAAGCCAACUAUAACAACUUCAGCGUGAUUUUUAAAACCUUUCCUACUAACUUUAUAUUGCUUGAAAAAACCCCUUCACCAUUGUUCUAUACCCUGCCCCUCCCUCCCUCCCUGAGGUGUUGAUAUCUGCUGAUGGUAAUUGCGAGUUUCUUCCUUUAUUUAGGUCAAGUCCUUCAAAGCCAGGAACAAAAAAGGGAGAGAAGAGAUGA
This is a messenger RNA of Porites evermanni, 5482 nucleotides long. NCBI's taxonomy places the organism in Eukaryota, Metazoa, Cnidaria, Anthozoa, Scleractinia, Poritidae. The record is from the annotation of a GenBank genome assembly.